Molecule: messenger RNA, 3467 nt
Organism: Arvicola amphibius (Eurasian water vole)
Lineage: Eukaryota; Metazoa; Chordata; Mammalia; Rodentia; Cricetidae
Gene: Lcmt2
Product: leucine carboxyl methyltransferase 2
Exons: 1
Coding region: 51-2111 (686 amino acids)
Biological process (GO): wybutosine biosynthetic process; tRNA methylation
Molecular function (GO): protein binding; tRNA methyltransferase activity
Source: RefSeq, a predicted model, not a curated record
ACCAGCGCAGUGAGUGUUUCGUGUGGAGUGCUGUGGAGCGUCUUCGGGUCAUGGGCCCGCGAAGCCGCGAGCGCCGGGCGGGAACCGUGCAGAGCACCAACGACAGCAGCGCCCUCAGCAAGCGAUCGCUGGCCGCACACGGAUACGUGCGCGACGCCUUCGCGGCGCUGCUGGUCCCGGGACCUGUGCGGCGCACGCCGCUGAUCCACCGCGGCUAUUACGUGCGCGCCCGCGCCGUGCGUCACUGCGUGCGCGCCUUCCUCCAGCGCACUGGCGCGCUCCCGGACCCGACCCGGGCGCAGAUUCUGUCUUUGGGUGCAGGUUCCGACUCGCUGUACUUUCGCCUGAAGGCUGCGGGCCUCCUGGCCCGGACUGCUGUUUGGGAGGUGGACUUCCCAGACGUGUCCCGGCGCAAGGCGGAGAGGAUCAGGGAGAUCCCGGAGCUGUGCUCGCUGACCGGCCCUUUCCAGCUCGGGGACUCGUCCUCCGCUCUGUGCUUCGAGAGCUCCGACUACCGCAUCCUGGGCGCGGACCUGCGUGAGCUCCCGCAGUUAGGCGAGACCCUGGACUGCGCGGGCCUGGACGCCACCGCACCCACGCUGCUCCUGGCCGAGGCGGUGCUCACCUACCUGGAGCCCGCCGAAGCCGCGGCCCUCAUCGCCUGGGCCGCCCAGCGUUUCCCCGACGCCCUUUUCGUAAUCUAUGAGCAGAUGAAGCCGCGAGACGCCUUUGGGCAAAUUAUGCUGCAGCACUUUCGGCGACUGCACUCUCCCCUGCACGGCCUGGAGCUCUUUCCCGACGUGGAGGCCCAGGUACGGCGCUUUCUUCAAGCUGGCUGGACUGCCUGCAACGCCCUGGACCUGAACGAGUUCUACCGCCGUCUUCUCCCCACCGACGAGCGUCGGCGGGUCGAGACGCUCGAGCCCUUUGAUGAGUUUGAGGAGUGGCAUCUGAAGUGUGCCCACUAUUUCAUCCUGGCAGCAUCUAGGGGAGACACGCUAUCGGGAACUCCGGUGUUGCCACCCCCAGAGGCAUCUUUUUGGGUAGAUCCUGUUUUGCCUUCAGGUUUUCUUUCUGCCAGACCAGUCACUAGUGACCAGCACUCCAGCCUGAAGAGAUAUGGCCACGCCUCUGUCCUCUUGAGCCCUGGCAUUAUUUUCAGUGCAGGAGGCUUUGGGGAAGAAGAGGGGAGGAGACACUGCCGAGUGAGCACGUUUCACUUGCUCUGGAGAUCCCGUGACUCUGAAUGGAAAGGCAGCCAAAUAAGUACUUUGGGGACUGGAGGCCAGUGGGAUGGACGCCUUUAUCACACCAUGACAAGGCUUUCAGAUACUCAGGUUCUGGUUCUUGGAGGGAGACUGUCCCCAGUUACUCCAGCUUCCGGGGCUCUCCAACUUGAAUUAUACAGAAGUGAGCCUAAUUGCCCCGAGAGUCAGACUGUAACAGUAACAGAGGCUGCCAUGGAAGAAGGUCCCAUGUUGUCAUGUUGGCGGCAUUCAACAACGGAAGUAUACUACCAGAAUCAAAGAUACUUACUUGUGUAUGGUGGCCGAAGUGUGGUGGAACCUGUACUAAGUGACUGUCGUUUCCUACAUAUAGAGACAAUGGCUUGGGUCCGAAUCCCAGUAGAAGGGGCAGCUCCCGAAGGUCGGCAUUCCCAUAGUGCCUGCGGUUGGCAAGGAGGAGCGCUUAUCGCCGGAGGUCUUGGGGCUUCUGAAGAACCACUGAGCUCUGUACUGUUUCUUAGACCAAAGUCCUCUGGAUUCCUCUGGGAAUCAAUAGACAUCCAGCCCCCCAUUACCCCAAGAUACUCUCACACGGCUCAUGUAUUUCAUGGGAAGCUGCUUCUGGUUGGAGGGGUCUGGAUUCAUUCCUCCUCUGUUCCUGGAGUGACUGUUAUCGACUUGAGUACCGGGUUGAGCUCUGAGUAUCCGCUCGACACGACAUCUGUGCCCUGGCCGGUCAUGCUGCACAGCCACUGCAGUGCCCUCCUCCCCGAAGAGCAGCAGAUCCUGCUGACGGGAGGGGGAGGCAACUGCUUUUCCUUCGGCACUUAUUUCAACCCCCACACAGUGGCAUUAGAUCUUUCUUCCUUAAGUACAGGCCAAUAAAGACUGACUCCUGGUAGAUUCAGGACCCAAGAAUGAAUAUGAUGUAAAUAUUGCCACACACCCCAACACACACCUUUCUUACCACACUAUUGAAUGUGAAAACAAGUGUUAAAUACCAACGAUAAGAUAGUACAGAAAUCAAACAGUUAAAAGGAGUGUCCAUGCAUCCUAGGGGUCUCAGCAUCAUGCACCCAGUUUAUUGGGUUUCUACCGAUUUAAAUCUUAGCCGUUUACAACAACAACAACCCUUAGCCUAAGUAAGAAAUUUCCUAAACCGGGUCAGGGGCCUAGAUUAUAUUUUGGAGAAAGUUUCACACAGAUCCUUGGUAAGAAUACAAGACAAUAUAGAUCAGGAAUACAGUAUUGACCUGUUGCUUUGUGUGUAAAAUAGGAAAUGAGCACUGUAGUUUAAAGACUUAGUUUGAACACAAGACUGGCCUUAACAAUGAAAAGUACAACUUUAAAAUCGUGCUUUUCAUCACUUUUUUUGCUAAUAUUUUGCAAGUGCUAAUAAACCAGACAUUUAAUUCCUUAUUCAGUUUUGUACCCGGUAUAAUAAAUGUCCCAGGUCUUACUCCGCCUCUCACUGCCAGCCAUCACUGUUCUGAGCCUGCAAGCAGCUUAGAUUGACAGACGGCAUCAGCCAGCUCUCUUCUAGUUUCUGGUUGAGAGAGAGCAGAAAGUGAGCCAUAGUAGUUGUGGCUCUUCCUCUGCCAGUCUGCACAUUGACGCGGUGGUGCUUUCUGUUGUGGUCAUAGCUGCUGUCACGUCACCUGCACAGGAAGGCAGACACUGAUGCUGCAUUGCUUCAGGUUAAAGGAAUUGUUCCUUUUCCUUAACCUCUUCAGACCUAGGAGCUGUGCUGGCUCUUUGUCAGAGCCAAGCUGCCUUAUCCAGUGUAGUGUGCUAGUUACUUUCCUUCCUUUUGCAGUAAAGAAACACCGUGAACAAGGCAGCUUGCAGAAGGAAAGGUUUACUUGAGUUUUCUGGUUCCGGAGAUAAGCAUCCAUCCCAGUGUGGUGUCUGGAUGCAGGGAUGCUGAGAAAGCACAUCCUCUACCAUCAGCGCAGAGCACAACCUGCAAAUAGGGAGCGGCCCUAAGGCCUCAGACAGUCCCCGUUGCCACCUCACCCAUCCCACCCCAUGCCAUAUUUCCUUUAGCAGAGACACACCCCAUAAACACCCCAAGUAGCGCCACCAUCUAAGGACCAAGUGUUCAAAUUAAUUAGUCUAUUGUCAUUCAAACUAUCACAAGUAGUAAUUAGCAACUUGUGACAAUCUAAAACCAUUAAAUAUCGGGACUGUCGUGUACCUUAUGAUCUGCAGUCAUUAAACUCCCCUCAGUUAUGCCUUAAA